This is a messenger RNA of Homalodisca vitripennis (glassy-winged sharpshooter), 2745 nucleotides long. Its product is annotated as neuronal acetylcholine receptor subunit alpha-7-like. The coding region runs from base 20 to 1312 and encodes 430 amino acids. Gene Ontology annotation, biological process: signal transduction; monoatomic ion transmembrane transport; regulation of membrane potential. NCBI's taxonomy places the organism in Eukaryota, Metazoa, Arthropoda, Insecta, Hemiptera, Cicadellidae. The record is from RefSeq and is a predicted model, not a curated record. The transcript is spliced from 9 exons. Gene Ontology annotation, cellular component: synapse; membrane; neuron projection. Gene Ontology annotation, molecular function: transmembrane signaling receptor activity; neurotransmitter receptor activity; extracellular ligand-gated monoatomic ion channel activity.
UACACACUUCAGUAUAACCAUGCUCAGCACGCACACGGCUAUCCUCUGGCUCAUCUAUCUACUUUCUGUUUGCACCAACGGAAAUGAAAUUAUACCAUGCAACAACAAGGAUAGCGCCAAGACUCCAAUGAUGAAACUUAAGCUCACCUUGCUAUGUGGCUACGACAAGUACCUGCGUCCUGUCUUACAUGACUCCAACAAGACCGAAGUUGGGUUCAUGUUAGCUCCAAGAAUCAUUGAGUUUGAUGACAUGCAUAACACUAUGUACCUGAAGGCUUGGCUAAGCAUGAACUGGAAUGAUGUACACCUUUCCUGGGACAAACUGCAGCAUGAUGACAUCGGCUCGAUAAUGCUUGAUACUUCCAUGAUAUGGGUGCCUGAUCUCUCCAUCUAUAAUUCGAGACAGGAGGUUAACCUGGACCAAGAGGUGGGUCCUGUGAUGAUCAUGUCAUCAGGGAAUGUUUAUGCUUUGCUCUCACCAGAGAUGACAGGUCACUGCGUGCCUAACUGGGCGAACUGGCCAUAUGAUAUCCACAAGUGCAAUAUUACUCUGGGUUCUAAACGUUACCUGGGUUCGACUCUCAACUUCAAAUUCCAUUUUGAUGAGAAGGGAUUGUUCAUGCAUUUUCUACUGCCAGAUAAUGAGUGGGAAAUAAUUGACACCAGCUCCUCUAGAAAUGAGAGUCGGGUAGGGCCUGAUAACGACACAGACACUGAGUUUAUGGUUACUCUUGAUUAUCAGUUCACCCUACGACGUCAUGCUUCUGUAUAUGUGGCCAGUUACCUGAUACCGGGAGUUGUGAUGAUGAUUCUAUCCCUGGGACUCCUAUGGAUACCUUCCGAUAAAGUGGAAAGAACAGCCAUUCUGUGUACCUUAAUGAUUAUACAGCCACUGUAUCUCCAGUAUCUGGCCUACAAGAUUCCAUCCAACGGAGAUACCACACCUUACCUAGUGUGUUACUACCGUGACUGCUUGUGUCUGACGGGGAUGUUGAUUGUUGAGACUUUAGUGACCCGUUCCAUGGCUUCAUGGACUUCAGAUCCUCCAUAUUUGCAGUCAAUCUUCCGGUUUAUUGCCGGCAACCGAGUACUACAGUAUUUUCUAAUCAGUGACAUAGACCCAAAGAAUGCAGCCAAGCUGAUGGAAGCGGGCAAUGAUGAGGGCUCCUCUCUUGUGACCACUGACCAGACACAGCAGUGGAAGCUGCUGAUAGACAUAGUCAACAGAUCUAUGUUUUAUCUUCUAGUCCCAGUCUACCUGUUGUUGUCUCUAAGCUUGCUGCCUUUGAACAUAUCAGUUAGCAUUAAUUGAUUAGAUGAAUGUUUAUGAAUCAUUAUGCUCAAUUUUUUUCUUUUGACUAAAUAGACAGUUAUGAUUUACUUCUUUUUAAAAAGAAUAUACAGUAGACGCCCUCUAAACCGGCCUCGGGUCAACCGGCCGCCGCUUUAAACCGGCCACAAAGCAAACGGAGUCAUCGACAAGUCACAACUCGAACGGCUAUAUUCGAAGGCGAAUCAGUGAAAAAGAUAUUUGAAGAACUUAACGUCGGGAAAAGCACUGUCAAUGAUUGGCGACGUAAUCACAAAUCCUUACAGGACUUUUGCACUAGUGUCGAAACAGAAAAGGUGUUGAUGAAUCGGCGAGGCAUUAAAAAAACCAACAAAUGAGAUGGUUGACAACGCGUUAUGGCUUUGGUUUAUGCAGGAGCGGCGAAGAGGAACUCCGAUAACUGGACCACUUUCACAAGAAAAGGCAAUGUUUUUUCAUUCGAAACUAGAAAAACAAAAUAACGCAGUGUUUUCAGCCAGUGAUUGAUGGUUAGGAAGAUGGAAGAAGUGACAUGGAGUAAAUUUUUUAAACAUUUGUGAGGGAAAAUGUCCUCAGAUAUCAUGGCAGCAAACGAUUUUGUAAUCAAACUAGGAAAGAUAAUUUACAAAGUAAAUCUUUCACCAGAACAGGUUUACAUCGUUGACUGGUCUGAACUUUAAACGUCUACCAAAAGGAAAUUCUCUGUUGGGAAUAAAAGUUCAGCUCCUGGAUUUAAACUUAACAAAGAACGGGUUACACUUGCCUUAUGCACAAAUGCUGCAAGAUCACACAAGCUCCCACUUUUGGUCAUUGGGAAAUCCCAGAAACCACAAGCGUUUAAAAACAUAAAUGUUUCAUUGCUUCCUGUGUUUUAUCGUACCCUGAUGGCAGCAUGGAUGGAUGCCAACGUCUUUAAAGACUGGUUUGUGAACGAGUUUGUUUCGAAAAUAAAAAAAAUAUUUAAAGGACCGUAAAUUACCUGAAAAGGCCAUUCUAAUCUUAGACAAUUCUUGCACACACCCACCUGAUCUUGAAUGUGAAGAAGCACCCGGUAUAAAAUUGGUUUUCUUUCCAGCGAACGUCACAAGUCUCAUUCAAUCUAUGGACGAAGGAGUCAUAGAAUGCUUAGAGCGACGUUAUCGGUGGCAAAUGUAGUACAGUAUUACUCUAUUGUUAUUAUGUAUUCUAUAUGCCACUGUUCUUUAAAAUAUUAAAAGAAAUUAGGUUUUCAGUGAAAUAACCUUAUGAAUUAAAUACAUUUUUUUUUACCCGUACAGUAUUACGUACUUGGUACGUAUACAGUAUACCAAUUAAGGUUAUGUUCGUCGGAUUAACCGGCCAAACCCCUUUCCGGCUGGGGGUUCGGUCCUGUAAUGGUCAGUCAAGGGCGUCUACUGUAAUUUACUCUUUUAAUAAAAGUUUUAUAUUAUACUGUG